GUGCUCAAUCGAUACGAAGGUGCCAUAGGAACAGCAUGGCAGAGGCAUUGGACCCAGAAACAGUUAUUCGUGCCCGUGAAGGGUCGCAGCAUACGCGCAAGGUGCUCGUCAAGAAGCCGAAGCCACCAGCACCUAUCAAGAAGUACGUGUGGUUGGCUGGACACGGUUCGACGCUUGUGUUUGGCUCAAUUUAUCUGGUGUUUUACGUGCUGAAAUGGGUUUUAAGAACGUGGAGAUGGACUCCGAGAAUAUGUUACGUUUUGAGCUUGGUAGGCGUGUUUGCAGCCUAUUCAAUUACCGUGUUGACAACGUUUGGCUCUGUGAUUCCACCAUACUCUACCUUGUUGGCCACUGAGAACUUCCAGCUCAUGGUGAUUGCAAUGAUUUGGAUCUUUUCAAGACCUUCAGCGUUCAAAUUGGCCCCUUAUUUGGUGAUUUCUCUAUUGCAACUGUCAUCUGAGUUCAAAAUUGAAGCUGUUUUGAAAUUGCAGAACCAAUUGGGAGAGGUUGUUACGAUGGCAGAGUUUGUCAUCAUCGUGGUGCUGAUUGUCGACACGCUCUUGUUCAGAGGAACCUCUGGUUAUGCUCUGGCGUUGUACCUGGGAUUUUAUUGGCUUCGUGUGAAUUUCUCUCCGUAUACUCAAUCUGGGUUGCUUAAGAUUAUGAACCUUGUCGACGACAAGUUCAUGAAGAACAACAAGUCUGCAAUCAAGCCGUAUUGGGAUAAGUCAAAGGGCUUUGUCGAAUUUAGAAGAUCCCAGACGAAGAGAACCCACGAGGAAGGCUUGACCGAGGAGCCACCAGUGAAAGCGGAUGCCAAUAUUGACCAUAGCAAACAAGGCUCCGUGUUGAAAGAUGACAAAAACCCUCUGCCAAUUGGCCAGGUUGUUAACCGCACUGAGAAGCCUAGUUAUGGUGCCAAGUUACCAGAGAGCAAGGCCAGUAAUAUCUACGCUGGUGUUGGUAAAGGCGACGAGACUCCUGAGCAGAUAUACGAGCGUAACUUCAAAGCUGGUGCAUAUUCUGCUGGGCUUCAGGCAGGCAGGGAAUCACAGGACAUCAAGAACUCAUCAGCUGGGUUCUCAGACGGUGACGUUAAGGUUGGUAAAGGGUUCCAGAAGUCUGUUCCACCAAUUCCAGACAAGUCUCCGUUGAAGACCUCUUCAAAGGAAUCGUUGCCAAAUGUUCCAACGUCACGUGUCGCAACAACAACAUCUCAGUCCUCUGUUAAGCCAGCUGGCACCCAAACAACGAGUAGUUCUUUGAAGAGUGCUGGAGUUGCUGUGAAUCCACAAGGCCUAAGAACACCGAAACAGGCUGAAGCUUCCACUUUCCAACAGCAGGGAACACCACAGUCUCCUUCAACCCCAAGCAGAGCACAUGCACUUGAUGCCCGUGAACAGUUGAUUGCGAAGGCGAAGCAGAUCAAAGGUGAAACCAACAACGGCAAUAACCUCAGCAAUGUUAAACAGGAGCUGGAUGAGUUACAGAAAAGGGCACAAGAUGCCAUUGAUUCCACACAGGGCUGAUUUCACUGUGAUUACUACAUGUCUUUCUUUUAUGUGAAUUAUAUGCUUUUUUUUUGAUAUUUACUCUAUUGUUUAUGUUAGUAAACCCAUUAUAGGAGAAACAAGAGUGUGAAUCACGGAUUGAUAAAUCCAAU
Molecule: messenger RNA, 1663 nt
Organism: Williopsis jadinii
Lineage: Eukaryota; Fungi; Ascomycota; Saccharomycetes; Phaffomycetales; Wickerhamomycetaceae
Exons: 1
Coding region: 36-1529 (497 amino acids)
Biological process (GO): endoplasmic reticulum tubular network organization; membrane organization
Cellular component (GO): endoplasmic reticulum
Source: RefSeq, a predicted model, not a curated record